Messenger RNA from Cadophora gregata, 942 nucleotides. RefSeq lists its product as uncharacterized. The transcript has a single exon. The record is from RefSeq and is a predicted model, not a curated record. The coding region runs from base 1 to 942 and encodes 313 amino acids. Lineage: Eukaryota; Fungi; Ascomycota; Leotiomycetes; Helotiales; Ploettnerulaceae.
AUGUCAUCCUCAAAAGGUAAAGGUCGCGCGGAACAUUUACAAGACGAACCAGCCCAAGAUUCCUCAACGCAAGAAUCAUCAUCUCCAUCCCUCCUUUCCCGCGUAGCAGCCUCGGCUACUGGUCUUACACGGGAUGCCUUCAUAACACCAAAUCCAAACGAAUUCAACCACCAAGCAGCUUCAGCUCUUUCAAACUCAACCAAAUCCCAAUCUGUCCCAAACACAGGAGCUUCCAGCAGUACCUGGACAGAAAGCUCCAGAGCAUCACAAGUUCCAUCAAAUACCCAAGCAAGUUCUUCGGGCUUGAGAGCCGGCCACAGUGAACAACAUACUCAAAUAUCAGAAAAUGAAUUCUCGAACUUCCUCGAUGGAAUAGAUUCAUUUGUCCCCUCGGAAGGCUUUGGAGAGAUUCCAGAAUCGGAAACAAGUAAAGGUUUCGACGAGGCAUGGGAGCUAUCUCAUCACAAGCCAAUCAGCAGGACAGUAACAGAGCAAGAACAACGAGAUGGCUCCGAUGUCCUAGCCAUCCUUUCCGAUCCCAUUGCCUUAGACUCUCAAAUGGAUGAACCGCCACCUCUGUAUGAAGAUGACGAAAAUUAUGACUGGGGACUCACAUCUGCUCAAAUCACAAAGCUCAGAGAGAUCACAAAAGACAUCCUGUCAGCUCCUCCACAACACACAAGCCCCUCCGUUGAUAACCCACUCAACCUUCUUCCGGAUUUCCAAGGCCAGCAAGGUGCAAGAGAGCAAUAUAUCGAAGAAUGGGAAGGCGUUCUGAAUCGGUACGCAGAUGAGGUUUGGGGCGGUCUGGCACCGCUUGUGAGAGAGGCCAGGAAAGAGGUUGAGGAGGCGAAAUCAAAUCCAGCGGGAAAUGAAGAGAAAAGGGAGAUGAAAGCGGUCAGGAGACUAGGUGUUAUAUUGGGACACUUGGCACAAGGUUGA